Molecule: messenger RNA, 1077 nt
Organism: Pteronotus mesoamericanus
Lineage: Eukaryota; Metazoa; Chordata; Mammalia; Chiroptera; Mormoopidae
Product: 60S ribosomal protein L36-like
Exons: 1
Coding region: 511-810 (99 amino acids)
Biological process (GO): cytoplasmic translation
Cellular component (GO): cytosolic large ribosomal subunit; ribosome
Molecular function (GO): structural constituent of ribosome
Source: RefSeq, a predicted model, not a curated record
AUAGGCUAAGAAUAAGAAAAAUUUAAGGCUUUUCACUGCUAACAUAAAUCUGUAAACCAUGAAUCCCCAACAAAGUGAAUUUGUAAUUUUAUAUCUCAAAAUGAACACACAGAACUCAGCAGGAAUUAGAAAUUCCCUAUAAGGUUUCACCCCCAACAUUUGACAGGAAAGGAACUAACUCAUGAAGUGUGACUUACCUAAGUUUAUACAACAAAUUAGUGGGAGAGUCAAAACUAGAGCCCAGGUCUAAUGACUUUUAUGAUGUCUCUCUUUGGAAAGUUUAAUUUGAAGACUGAAAAUUUAAGACAAAAUAAUGUUCUAAUUUACACCACUGAUAACAAAUUAAAACCCAUUAACUUGAGUGAAAUUUUUCAAAGUUUGAAUAACUUUAUGAAUGGCUAAAUCACGAAUGGCUGGCUGCCUGCCUAGGACUUGGAUUGUAUCUAGUCGUUAAGAAUAGACUACCGCGGUAGCCAUUGAGGAGCAGCAGCCGUGGCCCUCCGCUACCCCAUGGCCGUGGGCCUCAACAAAGGCCAUAAAGUGACAAAGAACGUGAGCAAGCCCAGGCACAGCUGCCGCUGCGGGCGCCUCACCAAGCACACCAAGUUCGUGCGGGACAUGAUCCGAGAGGUGUGUGGCUUUGCCCCCUAUGAACGGCGCGCCAUGGAACUGCUCAAAGUCUCUAAGGACAAGAGGGCCCUGAAAUUCAUCAAGAAAAGGGUGGGGACACACAUCCGUGCCAAGAGAAAGAGAGAGGAACUGAGCAAUGUCCUUGCAGCCAUGAGGAAGGCAGCAGCCAAGAAGGACUGAGCCCCAUCCCCUCUGUGUAAUAAAACCUAUUCAGAAAAAACAAAAGAAGAAUGGAACAUUGCCCUUUACCUGUGUGCCCAGCAUCCAGUACAGCCUCUAGCCAUGGCCAAGUCUUAGGAAGCAUUGUUAAUAGUAAAUCUUGUUUCCCUAGAGCACAUCUUUGCUUUUUUGUUUUUUUUAAAUUUAUAUUUUAUUGAUUAUGCUAUUACAGUUGUCCCAUUGUUUUCCUUUAUUCUUCUCUGCCCUGCACACCCUCUUACCUCAGCA